AUGUCGGGGGACAGCAGCGGCCGGCGGCCCGAGGGCCGGGGCCGGGGCCGCGAGCCGCACCGGGAGCGCACCCGCUCCCGCUCCCGCUCGCGCUCCCCGCUGUCCCGCCGCGGCGCCGCGCCCGAGCGCAGGGAGGCCCCGGAGCGCCCGAGCCCGGAGGAGGGGGAGCCGUCGGACUCGGGGGACGAGGCGGUGGACCCCGCGAGCCUGGAGGCGGAGACGGACCACGGCCUGUGCCGCCAGAUCCGCCACCAGUACCGGGCGCUCAUCAACUCGGUGCAGCAAAACCGGGAGGACAUCCUGAACGCCAGCGACCGGCUCACCGAGGUCCUGGAGGAGGCCAACACCCUGUUUAACGGAGUGUCCCGGGCCAGAGAAGCGGUGCUGGAUGCCCACUUCCUCGUGUUGGCUUCCGACCUGGGCAAAGAGAAAGCCAAGCAGCUGCGGUCCGACCUGAACUCCUUCGAUAUGUUGAGAUAUGUGGAAACUCUGCUGACGUACAUGGGUGUGAACCCGCUGGAAGCCGAGGAGCUCGUCCGUGAUGAAGACGGCUCCGAUUUCGAAUUCAUAGUCUACGACUCCUGGAGAAUAUCAGGCAAAACGGCGGAAAACACCUUCAAUAAAACCCAUACAUUCCACUUCCUGUUGGGUUCCAUCCAAGGAGAGUGCCCGGUGCCGAAGCCACGGACUGAGCGUCCCCGGAGAAUCUGUGCCGUGGAAAGGGAGCAGGCGAUGCCUGUCCAGUUGAGAAGAAUGGAGGAGUCCCAGCAGGAGGCCACAGAGAAAGAAGUAGAGAGGAUCUUAGGGCUGCUGCAGACGUACUUUCGAGAAGAUCCUGAUACUCCUAUGUCCUUCUUUGACUUCGUGGUCGACCCACAUUCUUUCCCUCGCACGGUGGAAAACAUCUUCCACGUCUCCUUCAUCGUGAGGGACGGUUUUGCAAGAAUAAAACUUGACCAAGACCGACUGCCAAUAAUAGAGCCUGUCAAUAUUAAUGAGGAAAGUGAGGGCAUUGACCAGAGCACCCAAAUCCGGAACCAAGGGAUCAUAGCUCUGAGCUACCGCGACUGGGAGGAGAUCGUGAGGACCUUUGAGAUCUCGGAGCCUGUGAUCGUUUGCAGCCAGAGCCAGCAGAGGCUCGAUGCGGACGCCCGCUGAAGGACUUAAGUGGAUAGUGGAGUCCAAAAAGGAAAGCAGUUUGUAUAUAUUGUAUGAUUGAACAUUUUUAAAGACAGAUUGUUUUUAGUAAAAUGUAGCUUUUGAUAGUUUA
Messenger RNA from Molossus molossus (Pallas's mastiff bat), 1270 nucleotides. It is a transcript of the gene NSMCE4A, whose product is annotated as NSE4 homolog A, SMC5-SMC6 complex component. NCBI's taxonomy places the organism in Eukaryota, Metazoa, Chordata, Mammalia, Chiroptera, Molossidae. The record is from RefSeq and is a predicted model, not a curated record. The coding region runs from base 1 to 1158 and encodes 385 amino acids. Gene Ontology annotation, cellular component: nucleus; Smc5-Smc6 complex. The transcript is spliced from 11 exons. Gene Ontology annotation, biological process: DNA repair.